AUGUCCACCGAAGAACAAUCGAAACAACCGUUCAUCGCGAACCCUCAUAGUCGGCAGCAAGAAAAGCAAUCAGAAGAAUAUGAUGAAAUAAUUAUUAAGAGCGGAUGUUCUCAAGAAAAUCAAGAAUUACAGUUGUGUUUCGCGGACAAACGAGAUUGGAGGCUAUGUAAAGCUGAGAUGGCUAAGUUUAAAGAAUGUUGGAGGAAAAAUCAUGACGAACAAUCUAAAGAUCAGAUGUCCACAUGA
Molecule: messenger RNA, 246 nt
Organism: Acaulospora colombiana
Lineage: Eukaryota; Fungi; Glomeromycota; Glomeromycetes; Diversisporales; Acaulosporaceae
Source: the annotation of a GenBank genome assembly